AUGGAGAAUCUCAUUCCUGGAAGUGAAUAUCGAGCUCGAAACAACGAACGAACCGCUGAUGAAUUUUUGUAUCUUUUAGUAACUGACGGUGAUCGACCUAAGGCCCCCGAUGGACUCAGAGUAGUAUGGAAUUACGGUAAUCGGGUGAAUAUCACUUGGAACGCUGUGGAGUCUAGCAUGGAUGGUGGUACAAUUCGGGGAGUUGUACAGUACACACUGUACUAUGUGGAAGCGGAGAAGACUGGACAGUGGACUACGGUAGGGUACCCUAUGGUUGAUUGGUCGAUAGGGGAAUGGAUGCUUCAAACCAACAAUACCUGGGUGAUAAUGAACGACCUACAAAGAGAUGCUCUAUACUCACUAUAUGUGAUUGCAACUAUAAAUGGAAAGACGAGCAGAAGUUCAUCCGUAGUUACGGUAUUAGCCCAACCAGGUACGGUAUUUGAUCCUUUUUCAGACCUACUUGGCCUGCCCGAACCUGUCAUCACCAUAACCCCGGAUCACCUUGACGGUGUGUAUCUCCAAAACGACAAGAUUUCCAUCAAUUGCUCAGUGCCAGCAGAUGUGCUCAAGGGACACUUGAAUCUUGAUCUAACAGCUGGAAGCCAUACAGUGCGUAUCUGA
Strongylus vulgaris is the source of this 624-nucleotide messenger RNA. The record is from the annotation of a GenBank genome assembly. NCBI's taxonomy places the organism in Eukaryota, Metazoa, Nematoda, Chromadorea, Rhabditida, Strongylidae.